Geodia barretti is the source of this 1956-nucleotide messenger RNA. The record is from the annotation of a GenBank genome assembly. Lineage: Eukaryota; Metazoa; Porifera; Demospongiae; Tetractinellida; Geodiidae.
UGAUGUGCGCAUGCUCAGUUCUUGAGAGACAGUGUGAUUUUCCAGCACAAAAGGCAGACGAGGGAGGUUGGUUGCUUGACGGCUUUGCGGUGACUAGCGGUCUUUGGUGUUUCUGUUUCUGCUGGAGGUUACCCGCAGAGGUAAAAAGGAGGCUGAAAGAAGGCGGGAAGGCUAAGGUUGAGGACCUAUUUGCAGCGUUCAGCAGCGUUUUUGGCUAACCUGUCAGGGUGUGGCUGCGUGGGUAAGACAGGCACCAGGUUGUGUGAAAACCAAGGAGAGAGAGAGAGAGCCACGCAGGAUUUUCCAAGGGAGAGGACACAGCAUGUCGGGGAAGGCACGGGAAGAAGCCACGAUCGACAGGGGCGUUCUCCUCAAGGGAAUCCCGUUUGAGGCAAAGAUCAACGACAUCGUCAUGUUUUUCAAGUCUGUGGCGAUAGACAAGGACAACAUUCACAUCAUAAGGUCGAUGGACGGUUCGGCGACCGGGCUAGCGUUUGUGCGGCUGGACGAUGAGGAGGAACUAAAGAGGGCACUGCUGAUGGAUCGAAACCACAUGGGCUCCAGAUACAUAGAGGUUAGGGCGUCAGACGAGUCAGAGUUGUACUACCUCAUGCUGCGUGCGAGGGCCGGCAUGACGCGCAACGAGCUGUACAGGAUCAGUGGCCACGGUGCCCAGAAGCAGCACCCCAUCUAUAGCGGUCUGGACACGAAAUUUGCCUACAUUGCAGGAGUCCCCCAAGGUAGCCAGUACAAGGAGAUCAGGAACUUUUUCGCCGGUCGGCUCAUCGGACGAGGCAAGAUAUGGCUCCUGCGCGAGGGUAACAGUGGGCAGUUUCGCGGCGACGGCUACAUCGAGUUUGCCAACCCGGACGAGUGUCUCCUGGGGCUCAAGAACUCGGGGAAGAUGAUGCAUAACUCGGUGAUUCGCGUUGAGCCGUGCGAGAUGGAGGAGGCGGAGGAAUACAGCGAGGGGAACCUUGGGAGUGGGGCCGGGGCAAGGGACGUGGACUACCGACAGAGCCGCGGGGGGUACGACAGUGGGAGCUGGGACUCGGCUGGUCGGGGGAGGCAAGAUCGCGAGGUCAACAACCACGGCUCGAGCGACAGGUAUGUCUCGCGCAGCCACAGGCGAACUCCGUCCCCGGCCCGAAGACGCCGGGAAGUGUACACUGCUACGUACGGUAACAACACCCUCCGGAGGGAGGACCUGUAUGGUGAACCAAUACUGGACGGAGGGGCACCCUAUGAUCCACUUGCCCAUCCAAAUGGGAGCUCGCACUACGCCUCUGCUUCUAGCCAGUCGACUAACUACGGCGGUACUUUUGGGGGAAAUGGAGGCGGCAUUAGUCAGCGUCAGCCCAGUGACUCGGUGAGUAGCUACAGAAGCGGGGGGCAGGGCAUCGAUAGUUACAUGAGCUCGGUGUAUGGUGGACACGCGACUCUCGCCCGCCAGCCGGAGAAGAAGUACUCCCCGCUGUUCCCUGAAAGUCUCUCGCCGGCGGCUGGCAGUCGACCGCUCAUGUCCCUCAUGGGAGGUGGUGGUGGAAGUGUCGGCGCCACUGAAAGGAGAGUUGUGCGAGUCGAAGGCUUGCCCUAUCACGUCACCGUGCCCUCAGAUUCUUGAUUUCUUCCGUGGGUAUGACGUGGGCUACGAUCAAGUGAGGAUCCAGUGUCGGGACGAUGGGAGUCUAGCGGGAAGGCCUUUGUCUCCUUCCCUUCAGAACGCCAUGCCCGACUGGCAUCCGAGCAGCUCAACAAGCGCUACAUCGGCGACCGCUACGUUGAACUCUUCCUGGUCUAGUGUUAGUUAAUAGCUAUUGUGAAAUUUACUGACUUACGCUCUCUACCUAUACGCCCUGCCUUUUCGCUCAAUAGUAUUUCUAUAUACAGUGACAGUUUAUCUCUUGUGCAGAACUUUGUAUAUAUGAUACGUAAUGCUGUGAAACUGAAAUAUAA